Messenger RNA from Tachysurus vachellii, 5733 nucleotides. RefSeq names its product protein phosphatase 3, catalytic subunit, gamma isozyme, a (gene ppp3cca). Gene Ontology annotation, cellular component: cytoplasm; calcineurin complex. The transcript has 14 exons. The coding region runs from base 815 to 2332 and encodes 505 amino acids. Gene Ontology annotation, molecular function: calmodulin binding; calmodulin-dependent protein phosphatase activity. The record is from RefSeq and is a predicted model, not a curated record. Lineage: Eukaryota; Metazoa; Chordata; Actinopteri; Siluriformes; Bagridae. Gene Ontology annotation, biological process: calcineurin-mediated signaling.
GAAGUCUGCCUUGUUAUGUUCUAAGUAGUGCACGUAUCUAGUCAGUAAGAAGCCAUGUGGAGGGCUAGUUGUCGUGAACGUUGACGCGUCUCGGCGACGUCAUGACGUCGGGGGCUCCGACUCCGCCAUGUUGUAGGAAAUCUCAGAGAUAAGCGUUUUUAAUCUGAACGGAGCUGAACGGAGCUGGGAGGGACGAGUCAGUGCUAUAGGCACACGGUCAGCGCAGAGUGGGAGGGUGUCUCUGGACCCUCUGUUUAUUGACCCUCACCGUGUAGGUGUGAGAAACAUUAACCCGGCGCUGAAGAGAGACUGAGAGAAGAGUUUGUGCGCGAGUUUCACAUUCUGACUGGAAAAAAGUGGAAAAUCGGAUUAACGUUCAAGACCGCGUACCGAGCCUAAUAAUCUCGGUGCUCAUUAUACACAGAGAGCUGAAGCUGGAGUUUAACAUCAUAUAACUCUGCUCUUUUUUAAACCGCAUUAAUGACAUCUGAGGGAAAAACCCGGCUUUCAGAGACAUUAGUUUUCCCGCGAAAAAACAGCUGGUUACUAUAGCAAUUAGGUUCCGAAUUAAUCUGUCGAGUAAUUACAAUGUUCCUGAUACCUGCAUUCUGGACUUGGUCGCUUUGCUGACUAAAUAUUUGUUUUAUUAUUAUUAUUUAAUUAUUAUUAUUAUUUUUUUUUUAUCAAACUUUUUUGGGGACAAUCGAAGCAAAGGGAACAUCUGGAUAACAGCUCACUCUUCACAUCACUACGUGGGAAAAUUAAUUCGUGUAAUUAUCUAAAUCUCAAGAAAAUACAAGCGAUCAAAGUGAAGAUGUCGACCAAAGAACCGAAAGAAAAACAGUCGACCACUGAACGUAUCAUUAAAAGCGUGCCCCUUCCGCCUCACCAGCGGCUCAGCAUGAAAGAGCUGUUUGUGGGCGGUAAACCCAACGUGGAGUUGCUGAAGAGCCACUUGGUGAAGGAGGGCCGUGUAGAGGAAGAAGUUGCCUUGCGCAUCAUUAACGAGGGUGCCAGCAUCCUGCGCCAGGAGAAGUGCAUGCUCGAGGUGGAGGCGCCCAUCACCGUAUGUGGUGAUGUCCACGGGCAGUUCUUUGACCUCAUGAAGCUUUUCGAGGUGGGAGGAUCACCUGACAACACGCGCUACCUCUUCCUCGGUGACUACGUUGACAGAGGUUACUUCAGCAUUGAGUGUGUGCUUUUCCUGUGGGCGCUGAAGAUCAACCACCCAACCACUCUCUUCCUGCUCAGAGGCAACCACGAGUGCCGGCAUCUCACAGAGUACUUCACCUUCAAACAGGAGUGUAAAAUCAAAUACUCCGAGUGCGUGUACGACGCAUGCAUGGAAGCGUUUGACUGUUUGCCCCUCGCCGCUCUCCUUAACCAGCAGUUCCUCUGCGUUCACGGAGGCCUUUCGCCCGAAAUCAACUGCUUAGACGACAUCAGGAAAUUAGACAGGUUUAAGGAGCCGCCAGCGUUCGGGCCGAUGUGCGAUCUCAUCUGGGCCGAUCCGGGCGAGGAUUACGGCAGUGAAAAGACGUCUGAGCACUUUAACCACAACUCUGUGCGAGGCUGCUCGUACUUCUUCAGUUAUCCUGCUGUCUGUGACUUUUUGGCAAACAACAAUCUGCUGUCAGUGAUAAGAGCACAUGAAGCCCAGGAUGCAGGGUACAGGAUGUACAGGAAAAGCCAGACGACUGGCUUCCCCUCGUUAAUCACCAUUUUCUCUGCUCCUAAUUACCUCGACGUGUACAACAACAAAGCUGCUGUGUUGAAGUACGAAAACAACGUCAUGAACAUCCGGCAGUUUAACUGCUCUCCCCAUCCGUACUGGCUGCCCAACUUCAUGGAUGUUUUCACGUGGUCGCUGCCCUUUGUUGGUGAGAAAGUGACUGAGAUGCUGGUUAACGUGCUGAACAUCUGCUCGGACGACGAGCUCAUGUCCGAGGGAGACGACCUGUGUGAAGGUGGUGCACCAGCAGCUCGUAAGGAGGUGAUCAGAAAUAAAAUCCGUGCCAUCGGCAAGAUGGCCAGAGUUUUCUCUGUGCUCAGAGAGGAAAGCGAGAGCGUUCUGACCCUUAAAGGGCUGACACCAACUGGAACAUUACCUCUGGGAGUGCUGUCUGGAGGCAAACAGACCUUACAGAACGCCACGCUGCUGGCGAAGGAGGGCAAAGCCAUUCAAGGUUUCUCCCCAACACGGAAGAUCCGCAACUUCGAGGAGGCGCGUGGCUUGGACCGGAUAAAUGAACGCAUGCCACCGCGAAAGGACGGCCAACGCGCUCUGGGAACGACCGUGACAGAGAAAAAUGGCACGGAUGGGACGGUGUAGGGAAAUCCGCCCUUCUCUUCCUCCUCCACCUCCAUUGCAGUGUUUGAUCUCUCUCUGAUAAGCUCUACGGAAACUCCUACGUUAAUGGAGAACCGAGGACCCGUGAGACUCAAGCGGGAGAAAAAGAGAGAGGGAGGAAGGAUGAAUCACUCACCACUAAUGAGAUUGUAUUUGUUAAAAAAUUUUAUUGAAUAUUAGAUGUAUGUGCUAGCAGUGUUUCCGUAGAUGGGUCUUCGAGACGCUCCGGACCUCUUUCUGGUUUCCCCAUCAGACGCCAUACGAUUAUGUGUCGUCUGUUAACCCCGUCGGUUCUCACCUUGUUGCGUAUAAGAAUGGUGAGAAGAUAAUUUCGAUCAGAAGAAGAUUCUGUCUUUUCUGCUUUUCUGAUGUCUUAUGUUUACGGUCGGGUUGCUUGGCAAGGGGUCACAUGAUUCCAGGCAAUUCUUUAAAUCAUUACAUGUGGUUCUGCUUGUUUAAAGCUGUAACGAAAUGUUCCAAAUUCCCAGUUUUAUUAGGAAUUCUAACCCAUGCCGGAGGCCAUAAGAGCUGAUUAAAGAGUAGUGAAUUAAUUUAAGAUUGCUAUGUUCCACCAAAAGCUUUUAAUUAACAGCUCCGUUUUUCAUUAUUAAUAUAUUUAACUGCCAGUGGCUGAACUUUUUUCCACGUAUCAAAGGAAGAAUAAUGCCCUCCAAAACCAAAGACUGUCAGGAAGACGGGAUGUUUGGAUGGCUUUGUUUCUGCGUCUUGGUUGUAGCUUCUUAGCCAAAUGGACUGUGCUAAACGCUGAGGCAUUCCCUUUAGAGACGUAUAGAGAAUCAAAAAAAUCCAAUCGAAACAUCCCUAGAGCCAAAACCCUUGAAAUCCUUAAAGUGUUUUUUGUGCGAGAAGUGAGGAUGUCCUGGGAAUCAGCGCUUUAUUAUAACACGUGUGUAUGUGUGUGUGUGUGUUGUGUGUGUGUGUGUGUAUGGUAAACUUUCUCAACUUGGGUCUUUAACACUACACAAAGCUUGUAGUGUUAAGCCGAGCACCAUCUCUCUUAAAUACUGACUCUUGAGGAGAAAUUUGCAUUACGAUUUUCUACAGUUUGUUGAUUGCAAAAAUUUAGUAAAAAAGAAAAAACAAACAAAAAAAACAGAAAAGAAAGAGGAAUCGAAAAAAAAAAAAAAGAUCACUGAGAGCGUUGAGUUCCACCUCUUUUUGAGACACUUGUCAAAUUCUCUACUUAAAUUACUUUGAUGGUACUGUAUCUUCAAAAUUUCACGUGGUGAUCGCUGCUGUUGUGCUGUAUUAGAGUCUGUUCUUUUGCCGUGUUAUUGGAUAGAAGCAGGAGCACAUCCCAUCAGCACACUAUACCUCCUCACUCCAGAGUGGCUGAUGGGGGAAACAUUCAUACAAGCUUUGAUUUGUCGAUAUUUGGACUUUGAUUUUAAGUAUUUUGUCUUUUAGAGUUGGCUCGUUGACUUGGACUGAAAAUGCUGUGUACCUCCUGUGUCUGCGCGAGGGAGUCAACAAAUGAUUUGAUCCGUGUCAGUUUUAUUUGGGGCUUGAAAUCCUGCGAUUAAUGUUUUUACCCUGAGAAAGCUCACUUCAUUUUUUUUCUAUAACACUGGACCGUGUCCCAAAAGCAUUUUACUGAAAUCUAUGGGCCUUUUUACACCUGGUCACUUCAUGUGGUUUCUCUGAUCCGAUAGCUAUCUGAUUUGUUAAAACUGUUCCAUUUACAUUAGGCCACAUAAAUGCGUUUUGGCGAAUCGGAUAACAAUCCGAUCUUUUUACUUCCGCCCAAAAUGCAAAUAUAUUUUAUCUUUCCGGGGUAAUUGAAAUGGAACACGCUUUGGUGUAUGCGGUUUUCAGAAUGCAAUCAAAAAGAAGACGAAAAAACUUGUUACGAUGGUUAUGCUACAAAAAACCAACCCUGUGUGUCCUCCAUGUUAUUUGUUUCUGGCGUGAUGCAUGACUCGUGAGUCACUUGUGAGUGACGUACUUCCAUUUGGGAGGAGUAUAGCGCUGAUGUAUGUGGCUUGAACAACCAUAUUCAUUGACACCUGUCCAGUUUCUUCUGAAAUGCGUCCCAGACCACCUCCUGAAGUGGUUUGAACGAUCGGAUUUAUAUCCGUCUCAAAAACGUUCCGGAGGGCAUUUACACCUGGUCUUUUUACGAUCGGAUAGCUAUCCGAUCACAGAAAACGCAUGAAGUGACCAAGUAUAAAAAGCCCGUAUAGUUGUAUACAAUAAAGACAGACUUAAAAAUCUCUUACAUUCAACACCAUUUCAGAACAUUCUUUUGGCCAUGGUUGUUCUAUUCAAUGGUGUAAAUUAGAUGCUUAGUUAAGUUUAGCUAACGUUUAGUUAAUUAUCUUAGCUACCUUUUUUUGCCUCUUCAAUCCAGGCAAACCAAUAAAAAGGUAUGGGGAUGUUAGCACACUGCUAGUUGUGGACAAAUCCUUCAUUCAUCAGGCUCCAGUCAAACAUUUAGACGCUUUUGAUUAAGUGUAGAUUUCUGAUUGUCUUCAAGGUUUAGGUUCAGGUCGAAGCUGAGUCUGUCGUUACUGCCUGCAUAAUGAAUUCAUUUCCAAAAAACAAACUGCACUAGAUAUAAUAAGAAUGUAUUUGUUUACCUGAAACUAGUAGCAGUGAGAAGCUUGGGUUUUAAAUAUUUCUGAUCCUCUUGAUGCUGGCUGAGAUGAUGCCAAGAGUGUGCAGUAUCAGGAAUAUUGUUUAAAAAAAAUUAAAGUAGGAAGAGCUUUGAUUUGUCUCCAAACUUUGUCGUUUGAUAGUGUCCAUUUCUGCGCCACUAUUACGAAAAAUAGCACAAAUUAUGCCUAAGCGUGUACAAAAUUUUGAGCGGUAGCACCCUCAUUUGAUCGAACGCACUCGAUUCUCAACAGACAUGCGUUACAACAGCUCCAGGUUUUAAUUGGAGCUUCUCAUCAACAUGGAACAAAAAAGGAAACAGAUGAGUGAAUUCAAGUGCAGUACCUCAGGGUUCACAUUGUGGCCCUUUAAACAUUCCGGGUUUUUACCCCAUUCAUAUGAGAUGGCCGUGCCUCUCUGGGACUGAGUGCAUUUCCUUUUUUGCUUCCAAAUCACUGUCAUACAAAGGAAACUAUUUACCUGAAUAAAUCCUGAAUUAAAGUGUCUCAGUGGUCCUGGUUCUGCUCGUGAUUUGUGCAAUGUGUAGGAUUUAGUUCUGUUUUUGAAGACAAGUCAGAGAAAUACAGGCAUGGUAUUAAGGACAUUUUGCACACUACGACCAAGUCUUUAAUUUAAAAAAUAAAUAAAUAAUAAAAAUUUAAGGAUGAGCGAAUCCUACAGUCUAAUACUUGUAAUGUGAAGCCACCAGUUAAUUCUUGAUUUAAUGUAGAUGUUUUACUUAAGAAAAUAAAAUGAAAUAAAAUGAA